CAGGAUUGGUCGCGCAGCUUGUACUUAUGCUAACUUCUACCUACUAGAGGGCAGGUUUAAUACAACUUUCGAAGGACCAAGAUCUAGAUUAUGGUGCGAGGAACGGGGGGCAUAUUAUCUUGCGGGUCGAUCUGCGUGGGAGGCCUUCUCUUAGCGUUCGCGGCGUUGUUGUUGUCGCAGCUCCGCGUAGGGCAGUUCGACGUGGCCCUUGUAUCGCAAACGCAGCAAUCAAAAUCAUGGUCCUCCAACGACUGUAGUUCUUCUUGUAACGAGAAGAAACAGAAAAGAUACGUCGACGAGAUGAAAGAUUCGAUCCCGUUCAAAGAGGGUUUUGAUGGACCGUCAUUGGCGAGCAAGACUGUAUCAAUCAAGAUCGGCACCCUUGGGCAGUCUUACCACCGCCCUGGCCAAAGCGACUAUCUGCUCACGUUUGAUCCCUUCGACCGAUUCCAGAACGCGAGUCUAGGUGGCAGUGUUGGGGGAGAAAGGCUACCCUACGUUGUUUCCGAUUACAUGGGAAUGUUGACCUUUUCCAGCAAUCACGAUGUUCCAGGUUGCAGCACUAUCAAUCAAAUAAAUUGGCACUUCAAAGUGGAGCACAGCCUAGAAGCCGCGGCUUACUGGAAGUCUGCUCCCAAUUCCUCUGCGCUAUCCCCCGAGAGAAGAAAAAAACUUCUUGCGAACGACCCACUACAGAACGAUGGGCAGCAUCCCUAUUUCAGUGGUUGCUUUCAUCCGAAGCGGUUCACAAAGCAGAAGGUGAAAGCUAUCCAACUCUCCAAGUUCUUGAGCCAACGAAGAGUGAAGAAAAUCGACAAACUCCACAUUGACGCACAAGGGAAUGACUGGACAGUGAUCAAAGACGUUCUAGAAAACUACGCACUAGCAAACCUAGAAGAACCAAUUAGGGAGAUUCAGAUGGAGUGUCAAUACUACAGUCGAACGAUCGCGCCGUUCUACUACGCCUCCAACGACUGCGAUGAUAUUCGGCAAUAUAUGAGUUUUCGCUUACCGAAACACAAGUUUUCGCAGACAUGGAACACGGGAAAUGGGGCUGCCGAGUACAAUGUCUUUUUUCGUUCUUCUUGAAGAGAUAGUACUAGAGUAAUCCAAGACUCCAGAAAGAUACGUUCUCGAGCUAGUAAAAGUAAUUCGCGCAAGACGAGGAGGCAAUUAGGAGGAAAAAUGGGACGAUGUAUCGGGACCAUGCACGAAGAUGAACCAUUUACAUUCAGACUCACACGCGACGCGACACCAUUUUUAGACUACAGUUGUCAGAUGAACGUGGUGAAAUAAACUUCUUCAAAAAUGAAGAACAGGCCAAGGCCUAAGGCACGACUAAACCACUGAAAGAGCCCCUUCACUUAUCGCAACUUCUUUCUUCAUCUUCCUUCUUGAUGUACCAAAAGGAGUGCGAUCGACCAAGUCCGUGAAGUGUAAGACUUCUCUGCGCCCACCCCAGCUAGUGCGUUUUUGAUCAUCCUAUAAUCGGCAGGUUCGUAGGCAAUUAGUGCACUGGUGAUAUCAGGAGGUUGAUGCACUCCACCUGCUGCCAGUUUGGGAACUGGAAAAAACUAAGACCACUUUUCUAGCAGCCCCCGAAUACGAAAAAAGAUUGGCCGAAGACUUUGAAUUUGAAAGUUGAAAUUUGCGGUGGUGUUGAUUUUUGAUUGCUG
This is a messenger RNA of Amoebophrya sp. A25, 1676 nucleotides long. NCBI's taxonomy places the organism in Eukaryota, Dinophyceae, Syndiniales, Amoebophryaceae. The record is from the annotation of a GenBank genome assembly.